UGUGAAAUCCAGGCCCCUCUCUUCCCAAGGCGCUGAACCAAGCGCCCCUUCUCCAUGGGACCCUCCUUCUAGGCAGGAGGCCUGUGAAUCGCCGACCCCCGGAGCCUGGCGCUGGCUCUCAGCUGCUCGCCUCCCCUUCCCAGCUAGCGGCGCUGCCGCCCGGCCCCCUCCUCGCCGCGUCCAAAGAGCUGCAAGUGGAACACGCUGCAACAACCUCGCCGAGUCCCCACCCGGCCCCUGCCCCGGGCUGCCCCACGGCCGGGGCAGGGCUUUAUAUGCCGCCUGCCUGGCGAGGCGGCGCAGCCUUCGCUGCUGCCACCUCCCCUGCUGCUGCCACCGCGGCGGCACCAGCCUGUCUGGGUGCACGCGAGCCGGCGGCCUUUGCAGGAGCGCCUGGCUCCGGGUCCAGCGCCGAGCCCCCGCCCCCUCGCCCGGCCGGGUCAGCUCCGGCUGCGCCCAGCCCAGCGCGUCCCGCUCCCUCCCCCCUUCCCGCUCCAGCUGAUCCAGCCCCGCACCGGCCGCCUGCGCCUUCACAACUGCACCGAUUCAACAAGAUGGCGGGAUCCGUGGCGAAGAGGGACGCGCUGAAAAUAGAGGAUGGGCAUUUAAACAACUCCUUGGGAUCCCCAGUGCAAGCAGAUGUGUAUUUUCCACAGCUGAUUGUCCCAUUUUGUGGACACAUCAAAGGAGGAAUGAGGCCAGGAAAGAAGAUCUUAGUUAUGGGCAUGGUGGAUCUCAAUCCCGAGAGCUUUGACAUCAGUCUGACAUGUGGGGAAUCAGAAGAUCCUCCUGCGGAUGUAGCCAUUGAACUGAAAGCUGUAUUUACAGACAAACAGUUCCUCAGAAACGCUUGUGUAUCUGGCGAAUGGGGCGAAGAACAAUCAUCAAUUCCUUACUUUCCAUUUAUUCCAGACCAGCCAUUUAGGGUUGAAAUACUUUGUGAGCACCCACGUUUUAGAGUAUUUGUGGAUGGACAUCAGCUUUUUGAUUUUUACCAUCGUAUUGAAACACUGUCAGCAAUUGAUACAAUAAAGAUAAAUGGAGAUCUUCGUCUUACUAAACUCGGCUGACCUAGUGAAAACUGUAGAUUCCAAACUGGCUCAGGUGCCAUCUUCUAUCUGGAAGAUCAGUGACAGCUGCGUUUGGACACAACUAUCAUAGGCAAGCUUCACUGUUUCUUUCCUGUGUGCAGUAAAGAAUAUGUUGAUAAAUUGAACUGAUAUUUAUCCUACUGAAGAAAGCUGUUGAUUUAUAGACACUGAGCCAUUUUUCUUCAAACGGACUAGCCCCUCCAUGCAGGAUAAUCAAAUUAGAAUGGAUUCAGAAAGAUUUACAGUCUUGUCAUAAGUUGCAGCAGCUAUUAACCUUCUCAGAGAAAGGCAAUUUCUGAAACAAGUGCUAAAGCCAGCUAUUGAUCAGCGAUUAAACAAAAACAUUUAUUUGCCAAUAGUUUCUGCACUGAAGUGGAUUAGUGUAGCACAGCACAGGGCCAAAUGCUGACAUCCUUAUCCAGGGCCUGAUCCUGUCUCCAUUUUAAUCAAUGGCAAAACUCCCAUUGACUUCAGUGGGUCAUGACUCAUGAUCAAAAACUUUCAGUCCUUCAGUUGAGCACAAUUCUCAUUGAUUUCUAUGAGUUUUGCUGAAGAAAGGGGAGAGCCUCAGCUGAUGUUAAUCAGCAUAGUUCCAUUAACUUCAGUGGAAUUAGGCUGAUUUAUGCCAGCAGAAGAGUUGGCCCACGAACUGUGCAAAAACUGAGUAAGGGCUUCAGGAUUUGGCUUGUAUAUUUUAGUCAGGGUAUUUGUCUAGAAUGUAGAUUGUUACAAGUUUUUGCACAAUGGAACAUUAAUACAGUUUUUGACGCUUACCUGUAGUUUAUUUAUUUAUACUCAUCUCUGUAUGUAUUCUUAGUAAAACUGAACGAUUUUACUGACAAUUAAGACCAACAAAGUAUAAGUAUUUUGAAUGUACAAAUGUCUUAGAUUCUUUGGGUAAACUUGACAUAUCAUUAUUGAAGCACUACAGGUGUCUUGCUGAACGAUCGGUUACGUUCUAGACCCAGAAAGGUAGGGGGUCUGCUCGUGUAUUCACUAUAGACUGUUUUUCAGGACUUUAUAACUUUGCUGUAAAUGUUAAGUCUGAACUAAAGCAAUUUAAAAAAAAAUCUUAUAGAGAAGGUUUGUAGGUUUAGUUGUGCUUUUUGAAACUUAGCCUGCAGAAUUUAAUUCUGUUCUCAUCAGUUCAUUAUGGGCACUAGCCUUUUGGGGGUAAGUGGGAAAUUCUCUGCUCGCAUAGAAGGGCAGAAUUUGGUCUUUGGUAUUAAAAUUUAAAAUAGUGUGUGGACAGCCAAGUUAUUAGCACUUGAAAAUCAGCCACUGCACAUGAAUAACUUUUCCAAAGCUUUUUAAAUAAUAGGUAUAGCUCUCUAAACACUGUAACUGCUCUACACUAUGAAUGAACACAGUAACUUUUCAUAGUUUCUUUAGGACUUCAUACACUCUUCCUUGGAUGUACACAAUGGACUACAACAAGUCUUUUUGAGAUUUUCUAGUCCGUGAAAUAAACAUUUAUUUAGACAAUUUAUAAAAAUGUAUUAUAGGGACUUUUUAAGACAUGUAUUUUGAAGCCUUUUUUUUUGUAGCACAACAUAAAAAAAAAAAAAAAAGGAAGAACAAUCUCU
Molecule: messenger RNA, 2677 nt
Organism: Trachemys scripta elegans
Lineage: Eukaryota; Metazoa; Chordata; Testudines; Emydidae
Gene: LGALSL
Product: galectin like
Exons: 5
Coding region: 276-1070 (264 amino acids)
Molecular function (GO): carbohydrate binding
Source: RefSeq, a predicted model, not a curated record